CUCUCUAAUUAGUGCGCGUGCUCUUGUGUAAAGGUGGAGGCUCGGCUCGUCGCUGCUGCGCGGCUCAGAAGAAACUUGUGCGGUUGAAACUUUGACAAACAUCGUUAAAUGCCUGCCACAUAGCCAGACAUAUUUAAAGUAUAUGCUGCUGAAGAACUCUCCCAAUGUCUGACGAAGGUGAGGAAACCGACAACGGCGAGAGAGCCCAUCUCUCUGAGUCUCCCUCGCCGUCCCUGUCUGUCGGUCUUCCGCGAGGAUCUCCUUCCUCACCGCGGCCCCUGUAUCUCUUCUCCUCCGCCUCUUCGCUGCUGGGGGACACAGACCUGCCUUACCUCGCCACUCCGGAGUGUCUUCAGCCGUCUCCAGAUGAUCGGGAAUCCGGGGACUCCCCGCACUUUACAACGCCAAAGUUCUGCCGGAGCACCAGGGACACCGGCUCUGCGUUUCAUUCGCGCCAGGAUGUGCGCAUAGAUGCGGUGUACGACCGCUGCGAUGACCCGUUUCUCAAAUGGAGAGGACGAAGCGCGGCUAACGCUGAGCGCUUUCAGCACCACGGACAGAGACUCCAGCGGGCUCCGGAGCUCCACGGGAACCACUCUGUCGAACACAUCGACACCGAGUUCAACUCCGAAUCCAGGCAAACGGUAGAGGCCAUGCAUCGCCGGCACACCACACUGAGAGAAAAGGGGCGACGCCAGGCAGUGCGGGGCCCGGCCUACAUGUUCAAUGAACGUGGCUCAGCCCUCACAGCAGAGGAGGAGCGUUUUCUGGAUGCUGCAGAAUACGGAAACAUUCCUGUAGUCCGCAAAAUGCUGGAAGAGUCCAAAACGCUUAACUAUAAUUGUGUGGACUACAUGGGCCAGAAUGCUUUGCAGCUGGCAGUGGGAAAUGAGCACCUAGAAGUGACCGAGCUGCUUCUAAAGAAGGAUGGUUUGGCUAGGAUUGGGGAUGGCUUACUUUUGGCUAUUUCUAAGGGUUAUGUUCGAAUCGUUGAAGCCAUUCUUGCCCACCCUGCUUUCGGCGGAGGACUCCGACUUGCUUUGAGUCCUCUUGAGCAGGAGAUGCGAGAUGACGACUUUUACGCUUAUGACGAGGAUGGAACGCGUUUUUCACAUGACGUCACGCCCAUCAUCUUGGCGGCUCACUGCCUGGAGUAUGAGAUUGUCCACAUCCUUUUGACAAAGGGGGCCCGCAUUGAAAGGCCACAUGACUACUUCUGUAAAUGUUCAGAAUGUAUUGAGAAACAGAAGCAAGACUCGUUCAGUCACUCACGCUCCAGGAUGAAUGCAUACAAGGGCCUGGCCAGUGCAGCUUACCUGUCACUCAGCAGUGAAGACCCUGUGCUGACCGCCCUCGAGCUCAGCAACGAACUGGCAAGACUGGCCAACAUUGAGACAGAGUUUAAGAAUGACUACCGUAAGCUGUCCAUGCAGUGUAAGGACUUUGUGGUGGGUGUGUUGGACCUUUGUCGGAACACAGAGGAAGUGGAGGCCAUAUUGAACGGUGACGUUGACCAGUGCCCUCCAAGCGCCUACAACCGACCCUGCCUCAGCCGUGUCAUACUGGCCAUCAAGUACGAAGUCAAGAAGUUUGUUGCCCAUCCUAACUGCCAGCAACAGCUGCUGACUAUCUGGUACGAGAACCUGCCGGAUAUGAGGCAGCAGUCUGUUGUAGUGACGUGCUGGACAGUGCUGGGGAUCACCGUAGGUUUGCCGUUCUUGGCCUUGGCCUACUGGAUAAUGCCAUGUAGCAAGCUCGGACAGAUCCUGCGAAGCCCCUUCAUGAAGUUUGUGGCCCACGCUGUCUCCUUCACCAUCUUCUUGGGUCUGCUUGUUGUCAACGCCUCUGACCGAUUUGAGGGUGUUAAGAACCUGCCAAAUGAGACCAUCACAGAUCACCCGCGACAGGUGUUCAGGGUCAAGACCACCCAGUUUUCCUGGACUGAGAUGUUGAUCAUGAAGUGGGUGUUGGGUAUGAUUUGGUUGGAAUGUAAGGAGAUCUGGAGUGACGGGCCCAGAGAGUACAUCAUGCACCUGUGGAACGUUUUGGACUUUGGCAUGUUGUCCAUCUUUGUAGCAUCCUACACAGCACGCUUCAUGGCGUUCCUCAAGGCUUCCAAAGCCCAGCAGUAUGUGGACAUGCACGUACCAGAUGAAGACCUCAGCAACGCUUCGCUACCUGACGAAGUUGCCUACUUCACUUUCGCCAGGAACAAAUGGCGCCCCUCAGACCCCCAGAUCAUCUCAGAAGGCCUGUACGCCAUCGCUGUGGUGCUGAGCUUCUCACGCAUCGCGUACAUCCUGCCAGCCAACGAGAGCUUUGGCCCACUGCAAAUCUCACUGGGGCGCACAGUCAAAGAUAUCUUCAAGUUCAUGGUCAUCUUUAUCAUGGUGUUUGUGGCCUUCAUGAUUGGCAUGUUCAACUUGUACUCGUACUACCUGGGAGCCAAGUACAACCCUGCCUUUACUACGGUGGAGGAAAGUUUUAAAACUCUUUUCUGGUCGAUCUUUGGCCUGUCUGAAGUGAUCUCAGUGGUGCUGAAGUACGACCAUAAGUUCAUAGAGAACAUCGGCUACGUGCUGUACGGAGUCUAUAAUGUCACGAUGGUGGUUGUGCUUCUCAACAUGCUCAUUGCUAUGAUCAACAGCUCGUACCAGGAGAUAGAGGAGGAUGCCGACGUGGAGUGGAAGUUUGCCCGAGCCAAGUUGUGGCUCUCCUACUUUGAUGAGGGCCGCACCCUGCCCGCCCCCUUCAACCUGGUUCCCAGCCCAAAGUCCUUCUACUACCUGGUCCUCCGCAUCAAGUCCUGCCUGAUACACCUCUGCAAGGCCAACAGCCGUCGCCAUAACAAUGAGCUAGAGCUGGGCAUGCUCAACUCACAGGCAAAGGAUGAACACUUCAAGACUUAUCCGCGCCCGGGAGAAGAGUUCAUCCCCAAAAAAUCUAUAAAACACCCGACCAGAUACCAGAAAAUCAUGAAGCGGCUGAUUAAGCGGUACGUGCUUAAGGCUCAAGUGGACAGAGAGAGCGAUGAAGUCAAUGAAGGCGAGCUGAAGGAGAUAAAGCAAGACAUUUCCAGCCUCCGUUAUGAGCUCCUGGAGGAGAAAUCGGACGCCGCUGGAGAGCUGGCUGUGCUCAUCCAACAACUUGGCGACAAGUUUGGCAAGAACACCAUGAGACAUUGACAGGACUUGCUUGCAAGAAGAGAGAGAGAGAGGGAAGAAGGGAGGGAGGAAGAGGUGAAAGAGUGAGGAGGUGGGGGUAGAGAGCCGGGUCAGGGAAGGUAUUUUUAAGACUGUUAUAGGGAAAGGGGAAGAAAACAAGGAAAGUGGGAUGUUUAUGAGAUAGACAGGGAAGAAAGUGGAGGAAAACACAUGAGAGAAACACACAGGGCACAGAGGGAAAAUUUGCUAAUUUAAAGCAAGAGGCAAGUGUUUGGUGUAUGCAAUGACCAAUUAGGGAUAAGGAAGAUAGCUGUGACUGCAAGGGUCAGAGGUGAAGUACAUUCACAUGGUGGGUCUUUGUGUUGACAGUUGAAUUCUCAUUAAGGGCAACGUCUUCAGGGAGUGAGAGAAGAAAGGAAGAUGCAGGCUCGUAGGCUGGGUGGGAGAUAGAGGAUGGAGAACACAAGCUCCAGGUGAUAUGAAGAGGCACCACGGGGCAGAAGACUGAGGCAGCACAGUGACGAGGGCCCCCAUAUCCACUGCAAAGAGACAUUAGUGUAUCACCAAUUCGGAAGAUAAGAAAGGAAACCCAGAGAAAGGCUGGAGGGUGAGGGACGGGGGGGGUGGGGGGGUGGGGGGGGGUAAGAAAGAAGGUAUCUGGGAAAAAAAAAAACCUGCCACUGUUAUUCACACCACAAAGUCUGGCUUUGCUUCUGUGUUCUCUGUUAUCUCUGUCAGGACAAGCACAGUGAUGCCUGUCGAGAUUAUGUACACCCCUUUAUACACCAGGCUAUCUAAUUAAAGCAUUUCCAUCCACAAUGCACAACUUGUAAUCAGGAAAAAGCGGAGAAACAGUGUAGGAUUUAUGCACUCAUUUGAAAGUCACCAAAGCUCCCUCCAAACAUGCAGUCAGUGACCUUUGUAUGUCUACAUAACACACAGUUUGUUGUAUAGACAUUUAGUAUUGGAGCUCCAUGUGAACUGUCGCCAUGAGAUCUUGUGUUAGUAGAAAUCAGCUUUGCAGAGUUCCAAAAAAAAGUGCUGAUAACAUUACUCCAGACAGCAUGUAUUUUACCUCACUCAGAAUUAUUUCAAAUACAAUAUACUAAGUAAUCACAUGCUGCCAGAAAGCAUGCAUUAGCAAAUACAGACAGGAAAAGCAAAUGUCACAUGAUGCCUCUCCCACUUUGUUUAAAGUUGAGGACUCAUGGGUAUUGGAACAACUUCAAGACAAUAACAAUGUAAGAUAUGUCCUAGAAAACUGUUGUGGAUGUUCUCCUUUUCAUUGUGCCUUUGCAGCACAAAGUUUCUCUAUUUUCUAAAAUAGUAACCAAAGAGCGACAUGACCCAGAGGAGUUGUGUUCACAGCUGUGAAGUGCAGGAGGUCAGUGUUUAUGAGAAGCACAUGAAGGCAGGAAAACUCUGAUCGCUUUAGGGCAACCAGACGUUUGUGAGGUGAGAAAAUGUGGGAGAUACAGAGAUAUGGGAUUUUAGACUUCUGGAACAUGUAAUAGUGCAAGUAUUUGGAUUGUGCUGCAGAAGCUGUGUGGAGUAAUGUUAUGCUCUUGUUUGUCUUUAGGAAACUUAUUUAACAGACGGCUGCACUACGGUAGCUAACUGGCUGCGUUACACUUCCCCAGUCAUUCGACUGACAUGGGUGAUAGUUGCAAUGUUGCUUCAACUUUAGAUAUACGUAGAGAAAAUGUGAUCCCAAUAUUACUGUUUGAUAAACUGCAAAUUCUGCCCAAUUGCAAUCUUUUUAUUUCUUUUUUUUUAUUGUGAAGUGAAAAACUGUAUCUACAAAAAACAAUACACAGAUGUAGUAUCUGUCCAUCAUGGAACAGCAGCUUAUUUUGGGAUUUUGAUAACAAAAACAAUAGCCUUCAGUCCACUAUUUGUACUCUGUCCAAUCCCUAAACCAGAAGGCAUUCAGGAUCCAGCAAUUCGAAGGAGAUUAGUGUUUUUCUUGUUAGAAUGCUUCAGUGAUUUUUAAAAUUCAGUUUCUUACUCAGAGGCUUGCCAUUUUGUUCCCCACCACUUUUGGGAAACAGCAACAUCCAAUGUUCACAUAACACCACAUAUAUCACAUAUAUCAUAUAUAUAAAAACUUCAUACAGUUUGGGUAUUUUACAUAUUUAUUAAUUAAUUAUUUAAUUAACAGACUGAAUGGAUUUUGCUGUGGAUUCAGAUAAUUAGAAUAUAUGGUUACACUUUACUUGAUACUGUCAUGAACAUGUCAUAAACAUUAAUAACAUAAUGCUUAUUUUUAGUAAAUGUCAUUCAGUUUUGUCAAGACAAUUUAGGGUGAGAGUUCAUGUGUCAUGACAGUGUCAUGUCACUCUUAUGUAGAUACUUUUAAGUAAAGUGUUACCAAAUAUGUCAUACAAUCACUUCCAUCUCUUUUUAAACCAAUAAGAAAACAUCAAAAUAACAACACCAUGGUUUUAUUCUUCGAGUAUUGUGUGAAUGCUAUCAAAUGUCAUUACUUCAUACUUUACAUAUUAACACGUUUAGGGCUGUCAUUAAACAUUAUUUGUUUUGGUGGGAAAAACAAAUCAGACCUUCUUCAUGUCAACAUUAUUAACCAUUGAACCUUCAACUUGCAAGACUGUGAGAUGAGUCACUGCCAUAACAAAUGAGUCUAUAUAUAAGGUAGUUUCAAAAGCUUCUAACAGUAAAAGCUAAGGUCACUAGCAGGUGCAGUAACCCCCUAUUAACACUGUUAAUUGCAGCGAUAAUCUUUAUCAGAAGGCUUUAAAAAAUAAAUGAAAGGGUUUUUAAGUGAUAGGAUAUGAUAUUCAACCUUUACUGAUCAUAUUUUGUUUCACAUACACAAAUGUUUUUUAGAGGUUUUUCUUUAAGUAAGUAGUGAGACUUGUGUCUUGAUUGUUCUAUACGUAUCAGAGGGUUAAAGAGCAGAACCCCGCUAGUUAUGAGAAAACUCUCAGAGAAGGUUUUAUGAUUACCUGAAAUACUGUAUUUUUCACUUGUACGCAAGACAUAUAGAUUAAAGCAAAAUCUUGUACUGUAUAUUGUCAUAUUUUUGAUCCUUGAAUUAAAGAGAGUACACUCUAAACUA
Molecule: messenger RNA, 6243 nt
Organism: Etheostoma spectabile (orangethroat darter)
Lineage: Eukaryota; Metazoa; Chordata; Actinopteri; Perciformes; Percidae
Gene: trpc7b
Product: transient receptor potential cation channel, subfamily C, member 7b
Exons: 12
Coding region: 165-3185 (1006 amino acids)
Biological process (GO): single fertilization; regulation of cytosolic calcium ion concentration; calcium ion transmembrane transport
Cellular component (GO): cation channel complex; plasma membrane
Molecular function (GO): store-operated calcium channel activity; protein binding; inositol 1,4,5 trisphosphate binding
Source: RefSeq, a predicted model, not a curated record